Messenger RNA from Plodia interpunctella (Indianmeal moth), 2188 nucleotides. Its product is annotated as hemolin. The record is from RefSeq and is a predicted model, not a curated record. Gene Ontology annotation, cellular component: axon; plasma membrane. The transcript has 8 exons. NCBI's taxonomy places the organism in Eukaryota, Metazoa, Arthropoda, Insecta, Lepidoptera, Pyralidae. Gene Ontology annotation, biological process: axon guidance; cell-cell adhesion. Bases 122 to 1360 code for a protein of 412 amino acids.
ACACCGUGAGAUAUACCUAUAUAAAGUGCUAUCCCACGAUCGGCGAACCAGUCUAACAAGAUUAUUUCAUCUGAAAUAUCGCUUUUGUUGGAUUAUUUGCCCGUAAUAUAUCAGAUACACAAUGCGUGUUUGUGUGGCUGUUGUGUUAGGUCUGUUUGCUGUAGGCUCUAGCCAGCCAGUGAACGACCAGCCAAUCCUGAAGGACGUCCCCAAUGAAGUGCUGUUCAGAACACAAGAGCCUUUCGUUGUGGAGUGCGCGCCUGAACCUGGAAGCGGCAAAUUUAAAAAGUACAGUUGGCUCAAAAACGGGCAGCCAUUUGAGGUCAGUGAUCGCCCUGACGUGGUUCAGCGCCAUAACGAAGGUUCUCUGGUCUUCCUCCGACCAGCUGACUCUGACGAAGGAGACUACCGAUGCCUGGCUGAGAGCCAGUAUGGUGUGGCUAGCACCAGGGAUGUACGUGUUCGAAGAACUUUCAUAGAUAUUUCAAGGUACGAAGUACAAAAACACAAGCCAGUUGAGGGCAGGACAUUCAAGUUGGCUUGUCCAGCGCCAAAUGCGUACCCGAAGCCAAAUAUUGAGUGGAAGAGCCAGCAGUUGGCCGACACUACCGUCUCAGAUGAUAUCAGAGAUCCAAGGAUAACUAUCGGCCCAGAUGGAAGCCUAUAUUUCGCUAACGUGACCGAGGAAGAUGUUAGCGAUCGAUUCAAAUACGUUUGUGUUGCUACAUCGUCGGCUGUUGAUAAGCCUGUGGUGUUAGCUGAACACUUUAUCUCCUCUAUGGAAGUGGACCGGCAGCCCAAACACAAUGAGGUGGUGGAACAGUACGUCAGUCCAGAUACGACGGCUUUGGUCGGGGAGAGGAUUUACCUGUACUGUAUUUAUGGGGGAACUCCCCUGGCGCACCCGGAUUGGUUUAAAGAAAACAAGGACGUGAACAACGAGCCAGGUGCACGCGUCACAAGAUACAAUAGGAGCGUCGGCAAGCGACUUCUCAUCAAGGAGGUGUUGCCUGAAGAUGAUGGCAACUACACUUGUACCGUCGACAACGAAGUGGGCAAGAAGCAGAAGCACUCCAUGAAGUUGACUGUUGUCGGUUCCCCAAAAUUCACAAAAACACCUGAGAAGAUAAUACACGUGAAAGAAGGCGAUGACAUAACAGUCCCCUGUCUAGUCUCCGGUAUUCCAACUCCCAAACUAUCUUACAUGUACAGCGCUACACCGUUGAAGAAUUCACGAGUUACAGAAAACAGGGGACUGUUAAUAAAAAAGGUACAGAAAAGUGACUCUGGUUAUUACGGAUGUAAUGCCACUAAUGAAUAUGGCAGCGAAUAUUAUGAAACUUUGUUGCUUGUAGCGUGAAUGUAUUUUAAAUGUUUUGUAAACAGAAAUAUAAGAAAAAAUAAAAUUUGUAUUUAUAGAUUGUAAAACAAUAUAUUUAGAAAGCGCGCGGUUGUAAAAUAUAGCUUGAUCCGUGUGACAGAUGUCAAAUAUAAUGUGACAGUGACAAUAUACAUCUGGCUCUGUCGCUCUCAUUUCGAAUGUAUCGUUUCAUCCUGUUGUCAGAGGGAUCAAGAAAACUUUGUGGCAUUUAAAACGCACGCACAGCGCCACAUUUUUAUAAAUUGUCUUUAUUAGCGAAGACAUGCAAAUUAUGCUACACUAAAUAAAGGAUUUUAUAGUUUAAUAAAGUACCUAUUAUGUAAGUAGUUAGUUUUACAAUAGACACAACUUACAAAACCGGAAACAGUAGCCACCAAAUUCCGAGAAGGAUUUAAAUUGCACAAAUUGUUUUAUAGAAAAUUAUAACACUUUCUAAUCAAAUCCUUGGCGUAGUGUAUUAUAAUCUGUAUAGAUUAAAUUUUUUUAAUUAUCGCCAGUUAUUCUUAUUUUUCACGCAAAAUAAAAAGAUAAAAAAAUAUUAUUUUUGUCUCAUUUCCUGGACUGUUAACGCCCUCGCCUCUGUGACUACACAGCUAUUUUUUUAGAUUUCUUUGUAAAACUGUCAAUCUUUCACGCAAAAUCUACUGGACGGAUUAUUAUGAAAUUUGGUACACGGGUAGAACAUAACCUUGAAUAAAACAUAGGAUACUUUUUAUCUCGAAAUUCCCUUCGACCCGGGGCGCAACUAGUUAAAAAUAUAAUCUCGACAUAUUAAUAUGUGUCCAUAAUAAAUGAAAUAAAACGAAA